Messenger RNA from Nothoprocta perdicaria, 1124 nucleotides. It is a transcript of the gene TMEM167A, whose product is annotated as transmembrane protein 167A. Gene Ontology annotation, biological process: intracellular transport; protein secretion. The record is from RefSeq and is a predicted model, not a curated record. The coding region runs from base 39 to 257 and encodes 72 amino acids. The transcript is spliced from 4 exons. Lineage: Eukaryota; Metazoa; Chordata; Aves; Tinamiformes; Tinamidae.
GCGCCGCGGAAGUGUGAUGUGGCGGGCAGCGCGUCGCCAUGUCUGCCAUCUUCAACUUUCAGAGCCUCCUGACUGUAAUCUUGCUGCUAAUAUGUACCUGUGCCUAUAUCAGAUCUUUGGCUCCCAGCAUACUGGACAAAAAUAAAACUGGACUAUUGGGCAUAUUCUGGAAAUGCGCCAGGAUUGGUGAACGGAAGAGUCCGUACGUAGCUGUGUGCUGCGUGGUGAUGGCCUUCAGCAUCCUGUUCGUCCAGUAGCGUCUGGGGAACGUCUCCUACACUACCAAACACCAGAGAAGGGAAGGAACUUUGGGCAGAAAAGAUAGAGCAUCAGCGACUAUUCUCUCRCAGGCUGGAUGGCCUGUCCCUUAGCGGGCACCCUCAGCUCCUGCAAACGGUACAGUUUUAGCAAUCAUAAUGUAACUAACUGCAGGAUGAGGCGUGCUUAUUAAUGCCCAGUCAGGACUGACGCUGCUGGUGUGACUAUUUAGAAGCUGUCUGAUGCAUAUCUGAGUUCCAGGGGAGUUUGUUUGGUUUUCCUCCCUCAGUGUGCAGGUGUAAGAACGUUUAAUGUUGAUAAACUUAUUUUCUCAAACUUAAAAAUGGCAACUCUAUAUAGCAAUAAGUCUGCUCUUAGAAAAAAACAUCGUGAUUGUAGGAUGUGUUUACAGAAGUAUUUUCAGUUCUUUACUGUCUAGAGAAUUCCUGUCAUUUUGUGAGAGGUAAAUUUGAAUAGUAAAUAUAUCACUUCUGGCUUAAGUUACACUCAGCUGUCCUCUAAGCUUGUAACUGCUCAAAUAUUUUGUAAUACUUUUGUUAUUAAGAUAAAAUACAAAUAAAGGUAGGGACCAUAGCUGUAGUGAUGUCUGACUACCUGCUAAGAAUGCACACAUUUGGAAUUUGAGAACCUUGAUCUGGAUUGGUAUUAAUCACGUGUGCUCAUUGUUAAAGACUUGUGUUUCAGGUAAAGCAUUCCCCAGUUUCUUUCAAUAUUAUGACUUACAGUUUCUAAUGGCUCUGCUGUUGUUAAUAUAUGUAAUACAAUUUCUUGAUCAUAGCCAAUUUAGCAACCUCCUAAGUUCURGUGCUCCAAAGGUCAAAGAAAACAAUUGAAUUAGAUUACAU